AUGAAUAUUUUAGAUGAAGCAGAUGUUCAUCAACUCAUAAAUGUAAUUUCUGAAACGAAGGAGAUUGUGCAUUUGUAUUUAGAGGUGUUUCAGGGAUUGAUCGAACAGAGAGAAGCAGCUGAGAAAGUUGUACCAUACAAUGUUGAAAACAUUGUAUCUGAUAAUGUUGAAGAUUGUCCAGAAGAAGAAACUGUGGCACUGAAUACGGUUGAAGAAAAAAAUUUAUAUGAGUUUGGAAGACUGACGGACAAAACUUUCUCAGACGGUGAAGAGUCAAAUGAAGGAUGGUCAGAAGAUGAGUUCACACACGGGAAAAAAGCUUCAGACAUAUUUUACGGUAUGCCUCCCAUACCUGAUUGUCCUGAUCCUAUUGUUGAACCCGGACCAUUUCACAGUUUAGGUCCAAAUGAUGAUAUGUUUGUUCGUCAAACAUAUGAUAACAAACAACAAAUAAUUUUUGCUUUGAGUCUUAAAACAACAAGAGAAAAGUUUCAGUUUAAGACCAAACAUUCUAACAAAAAUCGUUAUGGGGUAUAUUGUGAAAUUGAGAACUGUAGUUGGCGUUCGUAUGCAAAAUGCCUUGAUCCCACUGAUGAAUUUGAAAUCAGGACUUUCAACAACGUGCACACAUGUUCGUCAUUACAGAUACACCCUAAUCAUAAGCAUGCUAAUAAAAAAGUCAUGGGUACUAUAUUGCAUGAGAUUAUGGGAAAAACUCGUUCCAAGGUUUGGAGGCCUAAUGAAAUAUCAAGGGAUUUGAAUGUUUUGCUGGAAAUCAACGUAGAUUACAAGCAAGCUUGGCGUGCAAAACAAUAUGCUAUGGAACUGUUGUUGGGAUCCUCUGAAGAAUGUUUUUUCAAACUUCCUAUUUAUUUUCACAAUUUGAAGAGGCAUAAUCUUGGUACAGUUGCGUAUAUUCAAACAGAUUCUGAAGAUUGUUUCGAGUGUUGUUUUUAUGCCAUUGGGAGCACGGGUGAUUUUAAGGGAACCAUAUUGCAUGUUGUAGCUAUGGAUGGGAACAACCAGAUACUGCCCCUUGCGCACGGAAUAUGCAAAAAAAAGAGUGGUCUUACGUGGACAUGGUUUCUUGAAAAGUUGUAUGAAUGUGUUGGUGAUUGUCAAGAAUUGACUUUUGUAACUGAUAGGGCCGAUGCAAUUCGCGUUAGUAUUGAAAAUGUUUUUCCACAUGCUCAUCAUGGCUUAUUUAGUUCUACUAGGUCGCAAGUAGCAGCGUAUCUAAGUGAAAUUUCCCGUGCUAAAUGGACUAGAGCAUAUUCGCCGUCGAAACGUUACGAUUACAUGACCUCGAACAGUGCAGAGUCCAUGAAUGCUUUAUCUGUAGAUGCAAGGAAGAUGCCUAUAAUACCCCUUCUUGAGUUCUUCCGACGUCUUUCACAGGAAUGGUGUAACAAGCGUCGCAUCGAAGGAGGGAAACGUUCAACAGUGCUAACCGAGUGGGCUGAAAAAGUAGUUAGUAAAAAUGAAGAGCGUACGACAGGAUGGUCCGUUUCUGGUGUUUCAGAUGCACUUUAUGAAGUUCAUGAUUUCAAACAUGGUGGCAUAGUUGAUCUGAGGAAAGAGACUUGUACAUGCAAAUAUUGGGAAGGAACUGGGUUGCCUUGUGGUCAUGUGAUAAUGAUCUUGAAGCACUUGAAAAAAACUAACUUCGGACAUCUGGCUAUAGAUGCUUACAAAAUGGAAACAUACCGAAGUACGUAUGAGGAGCCGGUUUACCCCCUUCCAGAACCGUGUGAUUGGGAGAUUCCUGUUGACAUGAUGGUUGUGAAACCCCCAAUAAUGGAUACACGUCAAGCUGGUAGACCGAGAAACAGAAAUCGUAUUUCGUCACAAGGUGAGGAACCUAUAGUAAGAAGGUGUAGUAGAUGUGAUAGUACAACACAUAAUGCAGCGACUUGUCCGGCAUUGGUCCCAAAGAAACAAAAAAAGGCUAGAAAACUAGUGCGGCAUCAGGUAGUAACACAAAAGGAAAAGGGAAAGGGACAGAAAGGACUCAGGAGACGCUAG
Molecule: messenger RNA, 2025 nt
Organism: Lactuca sativa (garden lettuce)
Lineage: Eukaryota; Viridiplantae; Streptophyta; Magnoliopsida; Asterales; Asteraceae
Molecular function (GO): zinc ion binding
Source: RefSeq, a predicted model, not a curated record